AUGGAAGUUCCCUUGAAAGCAAAUAUGUCAGUUGAUGAUAUUAGUUUAGAUUCCAGGCCUGUGGUUACACCGGAGAGAAGAGCUCGAUCGAGUUCACCAAUUAAGAACCGUCGUUCUUUACCAUCAAACUUCUUUGACAUGAAACUACCUUCGCUACCAUUUGCUAGUGAAGAGGAUAUCAGAUCAAUGACCUCGGGACCAAAUUCGUCAUUAUCUCCAAAGCAAUUGAAGCUGUUGUCAAAUUCUCCAGCUUUCAGUCGUUUACAUGUCAGUACUUCGCCUGAGCGCAGCCAAUAUGUAAUUCCAAUUCCUUUCACCCUUAAACUACCCCCUAAAUUGAGUUCCCAUAAUCAAAAUCCACCUUCUUCAAGAUCGAUUUCUCCGGAAAGAUCAAAUGUGAACGAAAGAGAGACUUCUCCAACAAGAUCACGUUCGCCUAAUAAACUAAGUAGACUCGUAUACAAUGGGAAUAAAUAUGAAAAGUUGGAAUCACUGUCUGAUAGCGAAGAUGGAGAAGAUGAAAGGAACCACAGACUUUUAAUGCGACGCCCUGCACCUCCUCCGGUGACAACUAAUAAGAGAAAAUCAAAGAAGCAGAAUACUCAAGCAAAACAAAUGUCUCAUGAUGAGUUGAGCACAAUUGACGAAACAAGCAACUGCGCUAAUUCAAGAACUCCAAGCGAUAGAUCAAGAAAAGAAGGAAAGUCAUUACCAUUACCUCCAUCUAAUGAAGGCAUUAAUGUUGAGAAAGGUGCACCACGAAGCUCGCAUAGAGCAUCAUUGUCUACUCCCAUCUCAGUUGAAACUCCAGAUAAAUUCACAUUCAGAGUUCCAAAUACUGCUACUCCGAGAGAUUCAUAUUAUAGAAAUUUGAUGAUACCAAACCAGAACACAUUCAGUAUAGAUCAUACCCCAAGAAUGAUCAAUUCUUCGGUUACUAGAAGUUCAACGGAAGAUAAUAUUCGAUUACUUCAGUCGAAUGCUCCAACUGAAUCUAAUGAUACUGUAUUGAGAAUUCAUAAAAGGAGUUUUAGUGAUGAAUCUAAAGUUUCGUCUCUCAGUUCGUUUAGUUCAUUCGGUGGUAUAUUAAAUACCUCUCCGUCGCCCAAUCUAUUUAUAAACAAUCAAGCCGGGCCACAGUUAUUAGAAUCAAAAGUUGACGAUCAAUUUAGAAACAUAGAACGCUCUAGAACGAUUAGCAACGGAUCAUCAACAUCUUGUGCAUCUGAGGUUUCCAGCAAUGCAUCAUGGAAUUCGUUACAAAAGAGUAUUGAUAUUAAUGAUUCAAACAGUCUUUCAGAAUCUGAUGUCGUACAGGGCAAAGCAAUGUCCCCAUCAGGAAUAUCCACUUCAUAUGAAGAUAAAACUUUAGGUUCAGAGAAUCCAGACAACAACAAGCAUUUACAAAUGACUUUGGGGGCAAACGAGGAAUCCAUUUGUAGCGAUACAGACGAAUCGGAAAUUGCAGAUUUGUAUUUGAAUGAGUCCGAAGUUUCCAUAAAUGAUAAAACUGAGGUUGAUGUACCUAUUUGUCAAAAAUUAACUACUUAUAAUGAGAGCGAUAACGAAGGAGCUGGCACUAGAUUCAAUUUCCCAGCCGGAAGCCGCAAUAUCACUAAUAGCAAAGAAUUGAAACAAAAUAUAACACCUGGCUCAAGCAUAAGAUCUAGUGCUUAUAUGGCGCAAUAUAAAUCUCCUAAUGGUCAGAUUGAGAUUCCAGAUCUAGAUGAUAAGUCGGUGACAGGGAAAUAUUCUAUUCCAAAGUCAUCUUGCUCGUUUAACGGUACAACUUUCAAUGACAUUAAUUGCGAAAAUUCUGAUGACUCCGGAAUAGAUAGUGGUGAUAGUUCUAAAUUAGAGCCGAUUGGAUACCCUAGCAAGGCUGCAAGAAACGUGAUUAAAGAGCAGUUCAAAUCUAUGCAUGGAGAUGAUGAUUCUGACACAGACAUAGAAUCGGCUAAGUAUUCGAAUUACUCGACAACGACGCCUAAAUCCAAAUCAACACCAUGUCUUUCGUGUACUGAAAGACAGUUACCGCUGCUCCCUGAUAAGACUGAUAAAACAAAUUCUAUUAAGCAUCCGCGGCCUAAAUCUCCAGUUAAGCAUGCACGCCAUAAGUCUAUGUUUAACAUCGAUUUCGAUGCAACAUCAGUACCAAAGUCAGCACCACAAACACUGGGACUUCAUAAGAGAUCAAAAUCUAUGGACUUGAAUGGUAUGAUUCCUAAAUCACCGUCUAAAUCCUCAAAUGUUAAUUCAGAAACCUUACCACUAAAAACUAAAGACACUAGGAAAGUAGCUACACCUGAAGAGAUGAAAAUCCUGGUCACGGAACCUCCAAAACCUAUUGAUUAUGCAGUUGAUUUUAAAGAGGCUACAUCCAAUGAUAACUUCCCAGUAUAUCCAGUUGCAUCACCUAAUAUCAAAGAAAGAUACCGUGGAAAGGAACAUAGCUCGAGGAACCAUGAAAGUAUUCAUAACAUUUCAAAAGACUUAAACGGACUAAACAUAAGCCAAAAGGAUGAUAACCCCUCUUGCACUCCUUAUGUUACGAACCAGCCUCAAAACUACGGAUUUGGAUUACACCCUACACCUUACAACAUUCCCACAUCUAAUCUUUCUAAUAUGACCUCAUCUAGUUCAGGUUCAAGUUAUCAAUCAAGUAGAAGUACUAAGAACACAAAUUAUACGUCAAUGUCGGACAGCGAUAGUGUCGUAAUUGACUUGACAAAGGACAAGUAUGAUGUAUGCAUGAUACAAAGAAAUAGUUCGACUCAAUCGUAUAGAUCCGUUACGGAGAGAACGAAAGAAGGGAAAGAAUUUGAAGUAGUAUUGGUAGAGGAUGAAGACGAAAACAAUGACGAAGUGGAUGAAUUGGCCAGUAUUUAUUCGAAAUACAGAAACAAUUGGAUCUUUAGAACAGGGUCCACAACAUCGUGUACUUCUAACACAAGUACAGCUUCAUUUGAAAGUGGUGUUGCUUCAGAGUCCCAAUUAAAAUUAAAGCCUAGUGUAAGCUUGGCAUCUAGAUACAAAAAAAUACAGUCACCAAGAAGUAUAGAUAGACUUUCCUCUCAAAUUCAAAAGCAACGGUUCAACGAAAAGCAGAACUUACCAUUGAAUGCUUCGAAUGUUGGAUACAAAUCUACAAGAAUUCAAUAUCCAGGAGUAAAGGAGAAUUCAAACAAUAUUAAACCUCUGACAAAUGAAUUACCCAAGGUCCAAGCAUCUUAUGGUAAACCCGAAGGCAUAGCUUCUUCAAAUUUAAAUUCGAAAUAUUUUGACUAUACAUCGGACAAUUAUGAUUUUAACAGCUUUAUGAAGCAGCAGGUGAGUCCCAACUAA
This is a messenger RNA of Debaryomyces tyrocola, 3345 nucleotides long. Lineage: Eukaryota; Fungi; Ascomycota; Pichiomycetes; Serinales; Debaryomycetaceae. The record is from the annotation of a GenBank genome assembly.